AUGAACGAAAAAGAUAACAAACAAUUAGAUCUUUCAGUAGGAGUGUUAUGUAUUUCAUUUUCUUCCCAUUAAUACGAUUAUAAAUCAAUUUUAAUUCCUAUACAAUCCCUAGUUUAACACCACUUAAAAAAGGGACACUCAGGAUUUAGAUAAAAGAAACAAUCUCAUUUCAAAGAUAAAAAGGUACGCAUAAUAAAUACAAUUAUUAGGCUGAAUGUUGUGUAAUUUGUGGAAUUGGAUUUGAAUGA
Molecule: messenger RNA, 248 nt
Organism: Paramecium sonneborni
Lineage: Eukaryota; Ciliophora; Oligohymenophorea; Peniculida; Parameciidae
Source: the annotation of a GenBank genome assembly